CAGGUGAUGCGUGAGAAGGCAGAGGAGCUGAAGGAAGGUCCCAAUGACGGCUGCUACAUCAUGGGCCUGUUCGUGGAGGGGGCGCGCUGGGACCACGUGCACCACCAGCUCACAGAGUCGCGGCCGAAGGAGCUCUACACUGACCUGCCUGUGCCGUGGCUCAAACCUGAGGCCAACCGCAAGACGCCCACCACCGGCAUCUACGACUGCCCAUGCUACAAGACACUCACACGCGCUGAUAGCCUCGACCAUAAUGCCAUCAUGAGUUGCGAGACAAAUACAUGAAACAACAUAUUUACUUGUCAUCUUCAUGACAUGCUGGUGUUUACAGGUAAAUCCAAGGCUCAGUUUCUGACACUUCAUUUUCCCCUUGUUAUAGUGCCCUAGUAAGACUUGAACCAGCAAUGAGCCUAUGAUGUUUGCGAAAAGAAAGUGCAAUGACUGUUGAGUGAUUUAUUGUCCCCUACCGGUUUCACCAGAGGGGACUUAUGGUUUGCGCUCCGUCUGUCAGUCAGUCUGUCAGUCAGUCACACUUUUCUGGAUCCUGCGGUAACUUUAAAAGUUCUUAAUAUUUUUUCAUGAAACUUGAAACAUUGAUAGAUGGCAAUAUGGACAUUAUGCACGUCAUUUCAUUUUGGUUCCUACGUCAAAAAUUCUGGUUGCUUUGGCAACAAAUAGACUAGAAACACGGCUGAAAAUGGUGGUUUUCUGGAUCCUGCGAUAACUUUUAAAGUUCUUAAUAUUUUUUCAUGAAACUUAAAACAUGGAUAGAUGUCAAUAUGGACAUUAUGCACGUCAUUUCAUUUUGUUUCUAUGUAAAAAAAUCUGGUUGCUAUGCCAACAACAACAAUUCUGACAACGGUGGAAUUUCUGACAAUGGUGGAGCCGGUAGGGGACUAUAUUGCUUGGCAAUUGUC
Molecule: messenger RNA, 917 nt
Organism: Dreissena polymorpha
Lineage: Eukaryota; Metazoa; Mollusca; Bivalvia; Myida; Dreissenidae
Product: dynein axonemal heavy chain 1-like
Exons: 2
Coding region: 7-285 (92 amino acids)
Biological process (GO): microtubule-based movement
Cellular component (GO): dynein complex
Molecular function (GO): dynein light intermediate chain binding; minus-end-directed microtubule motor activity; dynein intermediate chain binding
Source: RefSeq, a predicted model, not a curated record